AAAAUCAAUCCCACAAUGAGAGUGCAUUAGAAGGAAUUUUGACAAGUUCUGUGAUAUCUGCAGAUCAGCAAAGACCACUCACAUUCUACGUUUUCCGACAUGAUCAGCUCUAACAAAUCAGGUCCAGAAAUGGCAGCGGAAACAUCCAAAAAUCAAGAAUUUUCUGAGGACGAUCUGUUCGAACUCACCAUGGAGAAAAAAUGGCAAGAAGUUGCCGAAAUCUACCAAAAACAUCCCAUUGCUCACGCAACCAAGCUCACCAAAUCUGAGGAGACAGCUCUGCACAUAGCCGUCUCUAGUUACCAUCCCAGCUGGCCCAGCCACGCCUCCUACAUCCAGCAAAUGAUCGCCUUCAUAGAGAAAAACGUCGGCCACGUCUCAUUACCCGACAUCCUGUCAAUGCAAAACGUUAACGGAGACACCCCUCUCCAUCUCGCAGCAGCAGUAGGGUGGGUGGAAAUUUGUGAGUGCAUAGCCUCAAAGCAUCGGGACCUGAUCAGCAUACGCAACAUGAAGGGCGAGACACCUUUGUUCAUUGCAGCUCAUCACGGGAAGCUGCAAGCCUUUCUCUGCCUGCACGAACUCUACAACGACAAGAAAGAUCAACAGACGGCUGAGGCCGAGCCUGAUGAGUCUCUCUGUAGGAGGAGAGACGGGAACACGAUUUUACAUUCGGCGAUCAAUGGACAAUACUUUAAAUUAGCUUAUCAGAUAAUCAGCUACUACCCGAAGCUGGUUGAUUUUGUGAAUGUUGAGGGAGAAUCACCCCUCCAUGUCUUAGCCAGAAAGCCUAAUGUGUUCAAAAGCAGCAGCCACCUGGGGUUCUAUGAAUCAAUUAUCUACCACUGUAUGUUUGUUGAUGAGCUGAGGCUGCAGAAGUAUGAUCCAGGUGCCAGACAAAAAGGUUAUUACCCGGCCAGUAGUGAUCGGAUCAAGCUCCCGGAGAACUACAGAACAUGCGUGGCCAUCUUCCUAUUGAUAUGGACUCCAAUUUCAAAGAGCAUUUUAGCUGGUUUUCCAUUCCGCAUGAAACAGAAUGUCUGUCGAGAUGAUGAUGAAGAAAAUCAGGAGUCUCAAAUGCUUGUUUCAUUUCCUGCCAAUUAUGCUACUUGUAUACUGCUUUUCAGAUUUGCAAUGAAGGUCAUCCUCAUUGUUCUUGGAGUUGGGUAUUGGAGGAUAAGAGAGAUUCAAGAGAAGAAAGAACGUCACUCUCAUGCCUUUGAGAUUAUGACUAAAAUGAUCGAGCACUACGCUGUAUCCAAAUACAAGUACGAUAGCAACGGCCAGCGCCCUGUCCUGAAACCACAACAAGAAUUCUUGGAAGGCAUCGAAAUUCCAGACACUCCGCCUCCUGCUGAUGAUCAUGAAACCGGCAGUCGGACAACUUCCUCGACUAAAGCUCAACACAAGAAUGGCAGUGAGAUGGAUCAAAAUAAACCUGUGGAAAAGGCCCCAAAUGUCUUAGUGAAGAAGGACACUCCACUACUAGUAGCAGCAAAGAUGGGAAUCCUUGAAAUGGUGAAGAAAAUAAUCGGCACAUGCCUGGUGGCAAUCCAGGACCAGGACGCCAAUGGGAAGAAUGUGCUGCUGCUUGCUGCCGAAAAUAGGCAAACCAGUGUGUUUGAUUAUCUGCUGAAGACAAAUCUCCCAGAAUACAUGUUUCAUCAACUGGACGAUGAGGGCAACAGCAUUCUGCACCUGGCAGCAAAGCUGGGAGAAUUCCAGCCUUGGCGCAUCCCGGGGGCUGCUCUGCAGAUGCAGUGGGAGAUCAAAUGGUACAAGCAUGUGAAAAGGUCAGUUCCAGACCUAUUCUUUGCUCACCACAACCUGAACCGUGAGACCCCAAGGGAGAUCUUCACAAGAACACACCAAAAGCUAGUGAAGGAAGGCAACGGAUGGCUGAUAAAGACGUCCGAGUCCUGCUCAGUCGUGGCUGCCCUCAUAGCCACUGUUGCCUUCGCUACAUCAGCCACCGUUCCGGGUGGCCUAGACCAGAAAACAGGACAUCCAAUCCUUGCAGACGAAACAGCAUUCGAUGUUUUCUCAAUCGCUUCCCUCGUGGCUCUCUGCCUGUCCGUGACGGCCCUUGUUUUCUUCCUUGCAAUCAUCACUUCACGGUGUGAAGAGAACGAUUUUCAAGUGAACUUGCCGAGGAAGCUGUUAAUGGGGCUAACCUGCCUGUUCGCCUCGAUAGCUGGAAUGCUGUUGUCUUUUUGUGCAAGCCAUACUUUUAUCUUGAGGGACAAGCUAAGGAUUACUGCAGUGCCCAUAUAUGCCGUUGCCGGCAUACCAGUAACGUUGUUUGCCAUUGCGCAGCUCCCAUUGUACUUUGAUCUUGUGUGGGCUGCAUGCAGAACAGUGCCACAGCGCAGUUACAAGGUGUUCUCUGAAUAGGUUUAUUCAAAUCAAAUUUGCCCAAAAUCGAACCAAUUACACGGACUGAUCACUCUCUUGAAAAUGUAUUACACUUUCUGUAUAAUUAACUUAAUUCUGACAAAAUCCAGUCCGAGCUAGAAUUUUCCAUACUUCUACUUGAUUUUUGUCUUAAGUGUGGACCAUACAUCUGUAAAUAAAAUGCUCGUCGAGAA
Molecule: messenger RNA, 2588 nt
Organism: Sesamum indicum (sesame)
Lineage: Eukaryota; Viridiplantae; Streptophyta; Magnoliopsida; Lamiales; Pedaliaceae
Source: RefSeq, a predicted model, not a curated record